GCUUCAGCACUGAUGUCAGUCCAGAGGAGGAGGGGCGUAAAUUAAGGGGCCUAUCAGCCGAGCCACACAUAAAUAACUGUAGACAAACACACUGCUACUCUGGCGACAGAUAUGGGUCAUAUAUUAGAGACAUACCACCGCUAGAAACAGCAGCAGCUGGUUAGAUAUUCAACCUACUGAGCGAACUUUAUUACACCCUGCAGCUCAUACUCCUCAAAACAACAGACAACAGCCCCGGGCGGAGCUCAAAACAACGGAGGACAGAUAACUACCCAUCCGAGCAUAGCCGAGCUGAGGAGGAUAAUGAGGAUGAUGAAGAUGGACGGUUAGACGAUACAAACUCGCCCGUUUUUACUGUUUAAUAAGCCGUUGAAUCAUCUCCUGCCUGGACCUGACCUGGAUCUCCUGCAUGUCUUGAUUCAUUGAGCACCACGACCAUGGAGAAAAAGGAGAAGAGGCCAGGCUAUUUUGCCAGGCUAAAAAAGAGAAGGCAGCUGAAACCAAGCCAAUCAGAGAACGCUAUGCCUGAGGAAAACCAUUCAGAUUCAGACUCAAAGGGACCAAUCGUCUGUGCCCCCAACCCCACGGAACCACCGCAGGAGAAAAACAUAGAAGUGGAAAAGCCCAGCAGAACUGAAAGAACUUUAAGUGAAGGAUCAGAAACCAACUGCAAAUCCGAUGGCCAGGCCAAGAAGGAGAAGAGAAAACCUCCAGGCACUGUAGAGUACACAGUGGGUCCCAAUGACACCUUAAAUGGUAUUGCGCUGAAGUUCAACAUCACUCCAAAUAAACUUGUGCAGCUAAACUGCCUCUUCUCUCGCAUGGUGGUUCCUGGACAGAAGCUCUUUGUUCCUAAUGUGGGCCUGUCAGAAAAUGGUUCUCAAGUCAACACUUCUGAUUCGGUCAACACUAUACUGCUACAGAAAGAGUUACAGGAUAUCAAAUCGAGCAGCAGAUCAGGGGCACUCCGGCACCGUGAACUCUCUCCGCCUUCUGAGGACGAGAGUCCUGCUACGGUUAAAUUCCUAAAGAUGAGCUGCAAGUACUUCACUGAUGGCAUGGGCGUAGUGGGUGGUGUUAUGAUUGUGACGCCAAACAACAUCAUGUUUGACCCCCACAAGUCAGAUCCUCUGGUGAUUGAGCAUGGCUGUGAGGAGUACGGGCUCAUUUGCCCCAUGGAAGAGGUGCUCUCUGUGGCUCUGUAUGAUGACGUGUCCCGUAUGAAGCUCAAAGAUGCACUGCCAUCAGACAUGCCUCAGGAUCUGUGUCCAUUAUACAGGCCGGGUGAGUGGGUAGAGCUUCCAUCUGAACAAGACCUGAAUCCAUUCAGCCGCUACGAGGCUCUUGGCCAACCUAACCGUCCAAUCAUAUUAGAUGACAUUGAGACGGAAGGUUUGGAGACAGCCGAGUGCCAUCCAGCUGACAAGUCACCAUCAGAUGAAGGAUUUACUGAACUGGAGCUACUGCAGAAUGAAUCUGGGACAGAUAAUGGAAAUGCACAGACCAGUCAAAAUGGCUCUGAGACUGUUAACAGUGCUUGCCUCAACCUGGAUGAGGCAUUGUCGCAGAAGGUGAGUGACACAGAAAAGACAAUUAUGACCGUAUUCCCCCCCUCAGGCCAAACAGUAAAUGCAGUGAGGUUAUGUGACAAAACCAAAGAAGAUGAGGAGGAUGAAGGACUUCAUAAUCAUUCCACUGAUGAAAACCAGGAGAUAUUGGAGGAAAAUAAACCCAGCAUGUUACUAACUGCACCAGAAUCUGAUGAAAAUGGACACAGGCUUACUGCUACAAGUGAACUGAGAAACAGUGCUAAAAGUGAGUGUCCGAUUCCUGGUCAUGAGUUAUUUCAGGUGGACGCAUCAGCUGAGGGAAAUGUCAGAAAGGGCAGUGUCCGUGGGGAGGAUUGUUGCGGGCCGAGUCUCAGGGAAGGCAGAGAGACAAUCAAGGGGCCAAAUUCAGAGGAACAGCUGACUGAGAGAGACCGGGAGAGACAGAUUAAUGAAGCAGAGAUGAAGUCCUGGCUUCUGAAAAGGAUACAGGCACCAAUUGAAGAUAUGCUACUUUCCACUGAGGAAAAGAGCAAAAAUCCUCCUAUGUUUCUCUGCUUCCGAGUGGGGAAACCCAUGCAGAAAUCAUUUGCUCUUGGUCGGACCUCGAGUCCUGCCCAUUCAUUCGGAGGCAGGGGAAAGCAUUCUGAGUACUGGUUUGCAGUACCGCAGGAAAGGGUGGACCACCUGUACUCAUUUUUCAUUCAGUGGUCUCCUGAUGUGUAUGGAAAAGAUGCACAAGAACAGGGAUUUGUGGUCGUAGAGAAAGAUGAACUCAAUAUGAUUGAUAAUUUCUUCAGUGACCCAGUCCCACGAAACUGGGAGAUUAUCACCAUAAAUGAAGCAAAGAGAAGGCAGAGCUUUGGCAGCUUUGAGGAUGAGGAGUCACUGGACCUUCUUCCUAUCCUGAUUGAUCCCAGCACACUGCUCGAGGACACACACAUUGAGAAGCUGGCUGCUCGGCUGCCGGCCAGGGUUCAGGGCUAUCCGUGGCGAUUGGCCUACAGCACAGUGGUGCAUGGAACCAGUCUGAAGACUCUAUACAGGAAUUUGGGUGAGGUGGACUGUCCAGUGCUGCUAGUCAUCAAGGACAUGGACAACCAGGUUUUUGGAACAUUUUCCACUCACCCUUUUAGAGUUAGUGAACACUAUUAUGGCACAGGGGAGACCUUCCUCUACACCUUUAGCCCUGAAAUUAAGGUCUUCCGCUGGACUGGUGAGAACUCUUACUUUGUAAAGGGAAACUUGGACUCUUUGCAGUUCGGAGGUGGCGGGGGUCACCUCGCCCUGUGGCUAGAUGCUGACUUGAAUCAUGGCACCACCUCAAAAUGCUCAACUUUCAACAACCAACCACUGUCAUCACAGCAGGACUUUACAGUUCGAAUCCUGGAGGUCUGGGCCUUUGAAUGAGCUCUUCCACAUAUGUACACAUGAAAAUACUGUGAGAAUUAUAUACUCACUCUCAGCAUAUAGUAUAGCAGUUGUGAAGCGAGCUUUAUGUAACCCUGUUCUCUGGAUAAAGGUGAUUGUAUGGAUUUGCAAUGUUCCAGGUGGUAUUCACUAAAGUGCACUGGUUUGACCGCUGCUAAUUCUACAUUUUUACCAGGCAGUGAUCAGAUGGUUAUUUUAAUGUGGGUUAAACCAGACAGUACUUGAGUGCUUUGUAUGUUUGAUGGCUUGUUGGUUUGAGCUUGAUUAAACGUGGUGGAAUGCAAGAAAGACAUCCAUGCAAACUGCCUUAGUGUUGCAUGCCACCAACCCCAGCAUGCGAUAUCAUACACAAAUGCUCUGCAGAAAUAUAACCACUACUUUUAAGGCUGACAACAGGCUGUGUAUCUUGGUCUAAAAUCUGACAUUUUAUAUAUGAAUUGUACAAAAUGUGAUGUGUUAACCAAACCGGGAGAAUGAUUUUGUUUACAGAAAGAGGAUAAGGCCAGAAAAAUGAUGUUGCUCUUUUGUUUUGAUGAUGAAGUUACUGAAGGUGGCUGAUAUGGAUGCUGUCCAUGUAUAUUUGAAACACAUUCCAUUGGAGAAAAGGGAAGCAGGAAAUGCAUUAUUAUUGACCAAAGUGUUUUAUUUACAACUGAUGUAAAUUGUUUUAUAGGUUGUUUAUACUGUUGUCUCUUUUUUUGUUAGAUGAUUAACAACGAUCCCAAUAUGUGAGAAUUUUGGUCACAUUUGUUUUGUUUAUUAUUUUUUUUAUUAUGGUUUUCAUUUGAGCUAUAGAGUGAAAGCUCUUAGUGCAGGUAUUGUCAGUAUUAUAUUGUGCUGCUGCUCCCUGUUUCACUGUGGUAGUGUUAAAGAUCCUUCAGGUGUAGAUUCCAAACUGUUUGCCUCUAUACAUGGAUGUUUAACACUUUGGGAAGGGGGGUGAAAAACACUUUAGUACCUUUUUAAUAAAGGCUUUCAGCUGCAGUUCUGAAAGAAAGCUAGUGACAGAUUUUUAGCACCCCUCUAUUGACAGCUCUAUUGAUUAGCUUGUCUCUAAUAGUUUUGGAGUAGGGUUAAUGGGGCUGCACAAUGUGGAUAAAACUGCCAUUGUGUUGCUGCCUAUUGUGAUUUGCUGUAUGCCUUGCAGGAUCCUAGAACACAUCCGUAAACAUUUUAAUUAACUUAAAAAAAAAUAUAUAUAUAUAUAUAUAUAUAUUAAUUUUGGCAUCUAAACACAAAUCAAUUGGUGAUUGUUUUGAUAUUGAAUACUGCGAAUGACAUUUUUUGAAAUGAAAUCAGUUUUAAAAUAAAAAUUCCAAUACAGUCAAAUAUACAAUGUAAAAUUAAAGAAAUGAAGUGCCAUUUACAUCUGCAGGUUUUGCCGUGUUUGUCCCUUUUGGUUGUGUGAGUGUAAUUGGAAGCUACUGUAUUGAAGCAGUGUUCUAGAGUCUGUGUCACUCAGGUUUGUGAAGGGCCUUGCUGGUGUGAAGGUGAGAAUUGGAAAAGACACGUGUUCUGAAAUGGAUUUGUAAAGGGGCAUUAUUGUUAGUUGGUUCAUUGUUAGCUUUUGUUUCUUAUCAUUACAGUCUGAAAUUGUCUUUUCAUAAAUAACUAACCUGCCGUUGGGCUUCAAGUCUUCAAUUACCUUGAAGUAAUUUUCAGUUUAUGCAUUGUGGUUGGUCAGUUGAUUUCACUACAGGGCAGCAGCAUUAACUUACCUUUGGCUUGUCUUAAACAGCCCUGCAUAUGUUUAAAUGUACAGGGUAAAAUGAUUCACUUUAAAUUGUCCAGAGUGUGAUUAUGGUUAUUCAAAGUCUGUUCAUGUCCAGUAAUCAUUGUGAAUGUUCUAUUUAUUGUUGCUAUGUUUAAGUGAUUUAAUAAAUUAAUGAUGCAUACAGACA
Astyanax mexicanus (Mexican tetra) is the source of this 4879-nucleotide messenger RNA. It is a transcript of the gene ncoa7b, whose product is annotated as nuclear receptor coactivator 7. Gene Ontology annotation, biological process: regulation of transcription by RNA polymerase II; response to oxidative stress. Gene Ontology annotation, cellular component: nucleus. The transcript is spliced from 16 exons. NCBI's taxonomy places the organism in Eukaryota, Metazoa, Chordata, Actinopteri, Characiformes, Acestrorhamphidae. Bases 438 to 2957 code for a protein of 839 amino acids. The record is from RefSeq and is a predicted model, not a curated record.